AGAUAUCAUAGAGAGCAACUGCAGGGAAAGAUCUCCUGUUUGGGGAACUCCAUCCACUGACUAGGCAGUGUGCAAGACAGGAGACUUUUAGACCUGGAAAAACUAGUGGAUUGGCCAGCAUCAUCAGCCUCAUGGACUCCCAGGAAAAUCCAAAGGGAAUGGGGCCAUCCUCUUCUCAGCCAGGUUUCCUCAACUUCUCACAGGUUCCAUUGGCGAUGCCCAUGCAGCUCUAUAAAUCAAAAGUACACCUGCAGAAAUUCCUGAAAAUGGAGCCCAAGGUCCUGGGGACCAUCCAGAUCAUAAUUGGCCUGGUGAACUUCAGCUUAGGAAUGGUUCUCAUUUUGAUUCCUAUGGAUCCUUACAUGCACGAAUCUUUUUUGUUUCACAGUGGCUACAUAUUCUGGGGAACAGCAUUUUUCAUCAUCUCUGGCUCUCUCUCCAUCGCUGCAGAAAAGAAAACCACAAAUACUCUGAUCCAAAGCAGCCUGGCGAUGAACAUUCUUAGCUCAGUGGUGGCCGGGCUGGGAAUCAUUUUUUUCUCACUCAACCUGAUAUGGUUUGAUCACGCUCACUAUUUCUGUUACCGAAAUAAUCAGAAUGAAGUCUGUAUUUUUGGUCAUUUUCUGUUAGUGGGAAUCAAUAUUAUUCUUCUGAUCCUAACUAUUUUGGAAUUUAUCCUGUCCCUCGUGGUCUCAGGCUUUGGCUGCAAGACAAGCUGCUGUAAUCAGAGUGGGGUCACCGUGUUCAUGCCUUCCCCACCUUCCGUGCCAGAAAAUCCAACUGCUGAAGCCUGCAAAGGAGGGACAGUUCAGAGCCCAGCUGCUGACCCAAGUGCAUUGCCAGGAAGCCAUCCUGACAGUUUCGUAUAGAGCGCAUGCUUCCCUGUUUUUAGGGAAGGCUUUGCCUUGCUGGCUGUUUCUCAAUUUUAAAAAAAGAAAAAAAAUAAUGAUGAUUUCCUUGGUUU
Antechinus flavipes (yellow-footed antechinus) is the source of this 964-nucleotide messenger RNA. Its product is annotated as membrane-spanning 4-domains subfamily A member 4A-like. NCBI's taxonomy places the organism in Eukaryota, Metazoa, Chordata, Mammalia, Dasyuromorphia, Dasyuridae. Gene Ontology annotation, cellular component: membrane. The transcript is spliced from 7 exons. Bases 132 to 869 code for a protein of 245 amino acids. The record is from RefSeq and is a predicted model, not a curated record.